This is a messenger RNA of Klebsormidium nitens, 1983 nucleotides long. The record is from the annotation of a GenBank genome assembly. Lineage: Eukaryota; Viridiplantae; Streptophyta; Klebsormidiophyceae; Klebsormidiales; Klebsormidiaceae.
UGAUCGUCCAGUUUUCAACACCAAAUGCACGCUCCCGUCUUUUGUGUUGAUGCGUUGGCGCCCGCCUUUUUUCCGUUUUGUGCAUUCCAGUAGACAGGGUAUGAGAGUGUGCGCUGUCGGUGGAUGGACGCCGCAGACGAUGAAGGAGGAGAGACACUGUGCGAUGGACGGCAGAGGCACCGCAUUCUCAUGGUGUCCGACUUCUUCUACCCCAACUUUGGCGGCGUUGAGAACCACAUCUACUAUCUCAGCCAGUGCCUGCUGCAGAGGGGCCACAAGGUGGUGGUGCUCACCCACGCAUACGGCAACCGCAGCGGCGUGCGCUGGAUGACCAACGGGCUCAAGGUGUACUACAUCCCGCGGCUGCCGUUCUACUGCCAGAGCACGUUCCCCACCAUCUACAGCACACUGCCCAUCGUGCGCGUCAUCCUGAUCAGGGAGAGGAUCUCCGUCAUUCACGGCCACCAGGCGUUUUCGUGCCUCGCCCACGAGGCGAUGCUGCACGGGCGCACGCUGGGCUACAAGGUGGCGUUCACGGACCACAGCCUGUUUGGCUUUGCGGACGGCGCCAGCAUCCACAUGAACAAGGUCCUCAAGUUCGUGCUCGCCGACGUGCACCACGCCAUCUGCGUCUCGCACACCAGCAAGGAAAACACAGCCCUCCGAUCCGGUCUGCCCCCUCAUCGGAUCUCCGUCAUCCCAAAUGCAGUGGACACUGCCGUGUUCCGGCCUGAUGUCAGCAAACGUCAGCCCGGCCGAGUGACGAUCAUUGUGCUCAGCCGGCUGGUUUAUCGGAAAGGGAUCGACCUUCUCGUCGAAGUCAUCCCGGCCAUCUGCAAAAGGCACCCCGAGGUCCACUUUGUGAUCGGCGGCGACGGCCCGAAGCGCGUGUCGCUGGAGGAGAUGCGCGAGCGGUGCGGGCUGCAGGAGCGCGUCGAGAUGCUGGGGGAGGUGCCGCACGCGGACGCGCGCGCCGUGCUGACACGUGGCCACAUCUUCCUCAACAGCUCGCUCACGGAGGCCUUCUGCAUCGCCAUCCUGGAGGCCGCUAGCUGCGGCCUGCUCACAGUCAGCACGCGCGUAGGGGGAGUGCCCGAGGUGUUGCCCCCCGACAUGAUCGUCCUGGCGGAGCCUCGGGCGUCCGAAUUGGUCGAAGCCGUCAGCUGUGCCAUCACUCUUCUUCCAACCAUUGACCCUGCAGCGAUGCACAAGCGAGUGCGCGAGAUGUACAGCUGGCACGACGUGGCUGCGCGCACGGAGCGCGUGUACAGCCUGAUCGUGGGGGCGGACCCAGGCGGGGACCUGCUGCUGAACCGGCUGGCGCGCUACUACGCGUGCGGGCCGUGGGCCGGGAAGCUCUUCUGCGCGGUCGCGCUGCUGGACUACGUGCUCUGCAAGCUCCUCGACUGGUGGGCGCCGGCUGAGAGCAUCGACCUGGCCCCGGACUUUCCAGUCGACGCCUACUUGAAGCACCAGAAGGGGAAGGGGUAGUCUCCUCGUGCGAAGCCAGCACGUGCUCCCGCAUUUUCUGGGCCCAAACUCCAUCCCCUAUCCACCCAAUGGCUGAGAGCUUCGAUUGCUUCCAGGAUACAGCGCUGAAGGCGCCGGAGGCACCGAGACGGCAAGGCGGGAAAGCAUAACGUUUCGACUUCAUACGCCAUGCGCAAAGCAAGACCAUUGCCGGCACAGGCCUUUCAUCGCUGGCGAGAGGAAAGUGUAAGCUAAUUGCUUAUUGCCUUUCAUGACAGGGGUGACGUAUAAACCAACCCGUCUGCCAAGCAUGUUGAGUAUUAGGCAGGAUAGGCUGUUUGGCCCGUUCAUCAAGCCCGUCAUGCUGACUCACUGGGACUUGUCGGAAGCAGUUGUGCCGCACUUCCGACGCACAGUGACUUGGCCAGCAUGCGAGUAAAUGUUAGUACGUAUGCCGAAUGACCUUUGGCCGCACUCUCUGUCUCUACGACUUACAAUCAAAUUAAGCAUGAG